UAAAAAAAAAAAACAGAAUCGCUCUCAGUUCCCACCGGCGCAAACCCACUUCCCUCUCAUUGUGAAUUCCUCAAAAUUCUAGGGUUUUGGAAAUUUGAACUCUCUCUCCCUCCCUUCGUUUCGAUCUCCUCCGAUUCUCCUAGGGUUAGGGUUAGGGUUUUGAAAAAAAAAAAAAAUUACAGAGAAAUGGGGGGCGACUGGCAGCAGCUGCUCCAAUCGGUCGUCCUCGGCCUCAUUUUCUCCUACCUACUCGCCAAGCUCAUCUCCAUAGUCGUCUCCUUCAAGGACGACAACCUCACCAUCACACGCGCCAGCACCGCCGCCGCCCCGGCCGGGCCCAAAACCGACGACCCGGCCCGCUCCGCCGAAUCGGGCGCCUUGCUCCACGAGGCCGAUUCGGUGGUGGCGGAGCACGGGAGUGUCAGGAACGACAGCGCCGGCAGCGAGGUCGGGAGCGACGAUGACUGGGAAGGCGUGGAGAGUACGGAACUGGACGAGAUUUUCAGCGCCGCUACGGCGUUUGUGGCGGCGGCCGCGGCGGACAGGACGAAGGUGUCGACGGAGGCGCAGUUGCAGCUCUAUGGGCUCUACAAGAUCGCCACUGAGGGCCCCUGUAGCGUGCCCCAGCCUUCCGCGCUGAAAAUGACGGCUCGCGCCAAGUGGCAAGCAUGGCAGAAAUUGGGUGCUAUGCCUCCUGAGGAUGCGAUGGAGAAGUACAUUGAUAUUGUUAGUGAGCUAUAUCCUACUUGGACUGAUGGUUUGAUUGUGAAGAGCAAAGGUGGAGAUGGUAGCUCGGUUGGUAAUGAUUCGAAAGGACCGAUGGGACCGGUUUUCAGCACUUUUGUUUAUGAGGAGGGAUCUGGAAAUGAUUUCAAGAUGGAUGCUAUACAUGCCUUUGCCAGAGAAGGAGAAGUGGAUAAUUUGCUUAAAUGCAUUGAUAGUGGUGUUUCAGUUGAUGCAAAGGAUAGUGAGGGAAGGACCCCAUUGCAUUGGGCUGUUGAUCGUGGCCACCUAAACAUGGCCGAGAUGCUUGUCAGCAGGAAUGCUGAUGUUAAUGCAAAGGACAAUGAGGGCCAAACCGCAUUGCAUUAUGCUGCUGUGUGUGAGAGAGAAGGCAUCGCUGAAUAUCUGGUGAAGAAAAACGCAGACACAAACGUGAAAGACAACGAUGGCAACUCUCCGUCUGAUCUUUGUGAGUCAAAAUGGCCUUGGCUGCAGCAUGCAAAGGAGUAGAGGUACUGAGGGUGUACGUUUGUUCCUGCUGAAGUGAUUUUUCAAAUAGUCCUUGUGGAUGGCUGUAUAUGGUGAUGUAUAACCCUUCCACUAAAUUUAGUCUCCGGAAAAAUGUUGAAGUAGAGCAGUAUAUGUAUGUAGUUUUCCACAUUGUCCUUGUGUAGCCUUCUUUUUUUUGGUUUCCCUUUUUCCCUAUUGUGGAGAUGACAAGAAAGGUUCAAAUUA
This is a messenger RNA of Rosa rugosa (rugosa rose), 1458 nucleotides long. RefSeq names its product acyl-CoA-binding domain-containing protein 1. Gene Ontology annotation, molecular function: fatty-acyl-CoA binding; protein binding. Bases 187 to 1233 code for a protein of 348 amino acids. The record is from RefSeq and is a predicted model, not a curated record. The transcript has 6 exons. Lineage: Eukaryota; Viridiplantae; Streptophyta; Magnoliopsida; Rosales; Rosaceae.